Messenger RNA from Paramecium sonneborni, 2829 nucleotides. NCBI's taxonomy places the organism in Eukaryota, Ciliophora, Oligohymenophorea, Peniculida, Parameciidae. The record is from the annotation of a GenBank genome assembly.
AUGACUUAAGUGAAAGUAGAUAGAAUGUGCAGUGUCUAUGUAAUACCUGAAGAUGCUCCUAUGAGUUAAUAGGAAAUAGCAAAAGCAUUUGAUAAUGGAAAAUUUGAAGAUAAAUUGAAAGUAGAAAAGUAAAUAAAAUGAUUAGGCAUUGAAAUCCCUUGUAAUUCAGAUUAUACAUGACGAAUAGAUGCCUAGAAUGGUAAUGAAUGUAAUAAAUUCUCUUGUGCCUUUAUCAGAUGAGACACAUUCAUUAAAAAAGAUUCUGCUUUUCUAUUGGGAAGUAAUAGAGAAAACUCAUGCAAAUGGUUCAUUAAAGGAAGAAAUGAUCCUUGUUUGCAAUAGUUUAAGAAAAGAUUUGUUGCAUCCAAAUGAAUACAUAAGAGGAAGAACACUUAAGCUCUUGAGUAGAAUUUAAUUGCGUGUAUAUAUGAAUGAAUAAAUUAGGGAAUAUUGGAGCCAUUGUAAACAGCAAUAGUAGAGAAUGUAAAUCACAAACAUGUAUAUGUAAGAAGGAAUGCAGUAGUGUGUUUAUAUGAAAUAUUUUUAAACUUCGGAGAUGAUUUAAUUUCAGAUUUGGAUGAACUUAUGGAGAAAUUGUUAUUAAAUGAAACAGAUUUAUCUACUAAAAGAAAUGCCUUUCUCUUAUUAUUCCAUGCUAAUUAAUAGAAGGCACUUGAUUAUUUAAGCAUUAAUUAUUCAGAUGAUAGUAAUUAAUUUGGAGAUAUUUUAUAAUUAUCAAUUUUAGAACUUUUUAGAAAAGUUUGUAAGAAAGAUCCUUAAUAGAAACCUAAACUAUUGAAAUCUAUUUAUUAAUUUUCAAAGUCAAAAUCAGCAUCUGUUUAAUAUGAAUGUGCGAAUACUCUUUUUGCUGUAUCACCUAGUUUAGCCUCUUUAAAGAUAGCAGUUCAAAUCUACAUGUAAUUGAUUAACACUUAGACAGACAAUAAUAUCAAAUUAGUAAUAUUGGAUAGAUUAGAGGCUGUAAAUCAAUUGAAUCCUAGAGUCUUAGAGGAUAGAACUUAAGAUUUAUCUUAAUUACUUAAUCAAUAGAGUAUUGACAUAAGAAGAAAGGUAUUAAAGUUGUUUUAAUUAAAAAAUGAAAAUGUUGUUUUAUUAGCAUAAUCAUUAUAAAAGGAAUUCUAAAAAUGUUAGAAUUAAAAUGAUUAAUCAGAAUAUAAGGUUUUAAUGUUAUAAUUAAUCAACCCUAUGAUUCAUAAAUUCUCUCAAGUUCAUGAAGUUGUAGCUUAAACUUUUAUUGAUUCUAUUAUAUGUAAUCAUAAAAUGGAUGAUUAAUGUGCUUAAUUAGCAGGAUAAACACUUGUUAAAUUAAUUUAAUUAUCUGAUCAACCUAUUCAACAUAAAAUUGUAACAGCUCUUUCUAAUCGUUUUUUGGAUAUUCAUCACAUGGAAUUAUAUAAAGCAACAUUUACAGUUCUUGGUGAUUAUAGUAUUAAUCCAAUAAGAUCAUUUAAUCAAAUUAAAAAAGCUAUUGGAAAUCUACCUCUAGAACAUGAGAAGGUAAUUGUUAAAUAAGAAGAUGAAAAUAAAUAAGUUGUUAAAACUGUAAUAUUACCUGAUGGUACUUAUGGAACAUAAGUUGUUGAAAAAUAAGACACUGAAGAACAUAUAUCAAAAUUAAGAGAAUUAUUAAUGCAAAAUUCUUUUCUUGCCUCCUCUUUAAGUAGAGCAUUCAUAAAAUUGUUAUCUAAAAUUUAAGAAUUCAAUAAAUACUCUAGUUAGAUGCUUUUAAUAUUCUGUUCACUCUUACGUUAUUAUCAAAAAAAUACUGCUAAAAUUGAUUAAGAUACUUUGGAAACUAUUACUUCAAGUAUUAGGAUUUUAACUGGCAAAAAUCCGUAAGAAAAAUUAUAAGAAUUAUAUAAAAAAUCUGAUAUUGUGGUUGAGUAGAAUAAUCAAAUUGGAACUCAUCAAAAUUUUGAUAAGAUUCUCAAAUAACCUGAUGAUCCCAUCAUUAUUAGAUAAUUAAAAGGAAUCUCAGAAUUCAAUGAAAUUGAUUUAGCAGAUGAUGAAACUUCUGUUGCAACUAAAUAAGAAGAAAAUACUUAUGUUUCUAGAUUAGGACAUAUAGUUUAAUUAACUGGAUAUUGUGAUCCUAUCUAUGCUGAAGCAUUUGUAAAUGUUCAUAAAUAUGAUAUACAAUUUGAAGUACUCAUGGUCAAUAGAUGGUCAAAAAUGGUUCAAAAUGUUUAAGUUGAAUUUAGAACUUAAGGAGAAAGCAAAGUUAUCGAAAAAGCUUAAGGUGUCAUCUUACAACCUAAUCAAUCUGCUAGAGUUAGAACAACAAUUAAGUUUUCAUCUUAAGAUAUUGGAGUUGUAUAUGGAGCCAUUCAUUAUGAAAAUAAUGCAGGAAUAGAAUAGGCUUAUUUAGUAACUAAAGAAAUUAAUGUUGAUUUAAUUGAUUUCAUUUUACCUGCUACCAUCUAAAUUGAAUAAUUCAGAAAAUUAUGGGCUAAAUAUGAAUGGGAGAAUAGAAUUGUUAUUAAUACUAAUCAUAAGUAAUUAUCGAUCUAUAUUAUUAAGUGAUCCUUUUAAAUAUGUCUCAUUUUUAGAAAAACAAUUAAAAGCUAAGUCUAUAGAAGAAAACCAUCCAAAAGGAAACAUCAUUUGUGUUAAUAUGUAUGCUUAAACCAAAUUUGGUAUUCAUUUAUCAUUUAUAAUUAGAUGACGAUUUCUUAUUAAAUGUUAGUGCUGAAGUUGUUAAUGAUAAAUUAUAAGGAUUUGUGAGAGUUAGAAGUAAGGUUAAAGAAAUUGUAGUGAAUUUAGGAGAUAAGAUUAAGGUCUUAUAAACAAAGAUUGAAUGAAAUGCAC